Paramecium octaurelia is the source of this 1668-nucleotide messenger RNA. NCBI's taxonomy places the organism in Eukaryota, Ciliophora, Oligohymenophorea, Peniculida, Parameciidae. The record is from the annotation of a GenBank genome assembly.
AUGUCAGAAGAAAAUGCCCCUGAAAAAGAGCAAGUCCUCCAAGAAAGCAAAUAGGAACAAGUGCAACAACCUUAAAUAGAAGAACAAAUUCAAUAGGAACAAUAAGUGAAAGAGGAUACCCAAAAAUAAGUUGAGAAUUAAGAAAACUAAGAAAAACAGGAAAUAGCUCCAGAAUAGAUUAAAUAAGAAUAAGAGGUCAAGGAAGUCAUACCAGAAAAAUAAGAAGCUUCUGAGACCUAAGAAUAAAUCGUUUAGAAAGAAGCCGAAUCGGAUAUUACUAAAAAUGAAAAAACCAAUGAAGAAAAUUAAGUUAAAGAGUAAGAGGAAAAAUAAUAAAUCGCUGAAAAAGGGGCAGAAACAACCACUUAAAAUUUAGAUAAUUUAUUCUUAAAAGCAGAUUAUAGUUUUCCUGUAUUUUUUCACAUUCUAUAUGUUAGAUCGAAAUAAAAGUCUGUGAUCCUGUUUAAAAAAGUGGAGGUAUUUCAAACUAUGUAGUUUACACGAUCAAAGGAAAAGAUUGCUUUGGAGAUUUUGAAACACAAAGAAGAUUUAAUGAAUUCUUCACAAUUAGAGAAUUACUCUUAGCCAAAUGGCCUGGAUAAUAUGUACCCCCUAUUCCUGAGAAAUCUGUCAGCACAGGAUCGGAGAUCAUAAUGGAAAGGACAAGAUUGCUUAAUAUUUUUUGUAUGAAGAUGAUGUAGAUUAAGCAUCUCUAUUAUUCAGAAGAAUUUUAUGAUAUCUUUUUAAGGUCAACAAAUCCCGAUAUAAACAAGGUAUUUUGAUAUGUACUAUCUCACAUAGCAAAUAUCUUAGAUACCCAAGUAAAAUGUAUUUGCUUACACAGAUCGAUAUAAGCAAGCAUUUUAAAUCAAUGAGAUUAAGGAAAUCUCACCUGAAAUGAUUAAGAAAAUGAGUGGAGUUUAAUCCUUCUUAAAAUUAUCCUAAACCACUUUGGUGAAAUAAUUGGAGCAAACCAGAACUUUAAGUUCUAGUCGAAAAUAAUUGAAGGAAACAUUUUUCACAAUCUUUGGACUCAAUAUAUCUGAAUAUGAGAAGUAGAUACUUCAAGAAUGGGUACCAUAAAAUAAAUUGAUAUUUGCUAAUCCUGCUAAUGCAGAUAUUUUAGAAUUAGCCAAAAAGAUUGUAUUUUAAAUAUCUAAAUAUAGAGAGAUCCAAAUAACAAUUCUCUUGACAAAAUUUAAGAUUUAAUCCUAAUAGAGUAAAGAGACAUUGAAGCAUUUUUAUAAGCUUUUUAAACUAGAGAUUCUUUGAUGUAAUCCAAGUAAAAGGCUGAGUAAAAGCUGAGUGAAGAAUAAUCAGAUUUAUACAAAAUUAUGAAAGGAAACUCAACAAUGAAGGGUUCUUUUAGUAAAUUAAGUCUUGAGGAAUAAAAAUAAAAAUUGGAAAUCUAAUUAAAUGAGGUAAUUUCUAUAUAUAUAUAUUAUUAAUCCUUAGACUCAAAAAGAAGUUGACUAAUAUAAGCUAUUAUUUUAAUUGGUUACAGACGUGUUGACAUCCUAUACUAUUGAUAAAUUUAAAAAAGACAAACAUUAGACUUACAAAUCUAUUCUGGCAGAUUUAGCUUAAUGCGAAUAGCAAUAUUUGGAAAUUCAAUAAUAAUUUUGGUCCAAAGUAUAAUAAGUGAUAACAUAAUGUUAAGAACCUUGA